AUCUGUUCCAAAAUUGUAAAAGUCAAUGAAUCAAAAUUGAUUCAUGUCCAUCAAAAAAAAAAAAGGACAAUCUGUCCAACAUUUAUCCCCGAUAGGGAUUUCGAAAGGAACCCUAAGCCCCGCUCUCCCAAAAAAAAACCCAGGACACUGAUUACACUAAUUAAUCCAAAGAACGUCUUUGUAGAGUCGCUAAUACUGCAUGGCGCUACUUGAUCCUCCCGAACAAGACUGCGUUGUUUCUGAUUCCCUUUAUAAUUACGUCCCAGGUCUCUGUCUGUCCUUGUCCAGUCAUAGCUGUUAUAUUUCGCCGUCCUUGUUCCGGCGAACCGAUACCGGGGACCGUGUCUUCAGUCGGUCGUUGUCGUUCGCGUGCAACGCAUUCAGCGCUUUUCAGCGGCGGGCCCGAUUUCAGUCUCAGUCGAACCGCUGAAACCGUGUGAGCCUUAAAGCUCCUAGGAGAGAAAAAAAAAAAAAACGCGUGGUGUACUGCGGCACAUUUUCUUUGUGGGAUUUUUUGCUUGGUGGAUUUUGUGUGAAUUUUGUAGAUUCAGGAAUUUAUUUUUGUGUUGUGCUUUAUUGAAGGAUUAUUAUUAUUUUCAUGAGUGCGUAUGCCAAGAUUAUUUGGUUUUGACUUUUGAUGCAAUUAAGAAAAAACUCAGUCUUCGAUGGCAAACAAUAAACUGACCAUCAGACAUUCAUAGCAACUGAAGAACAACUGAUAAAACACCACUCAUACAAUGAUGUCCACCUAUAAAUUCUUCAUCCUCCUGCUCCGGAUAGGUUUGUUCCUGGUCGAAGCAUCAGAACAAAAAUUCGCAAUGGAACCUCAAGAUCAAACAGCCGUUGUUGGUUCCAGAGUAACUUUGCCUUGCAGAGUGAUAGGAAAAAUGGGCACCCUGCAAUGGACUAAAGACGAUUUCGGUUUGGGCACCCACAGAAAUUUGAGCGGUUUCGAACGUUAUUCGAUGAUCGGUAGCGACGAAGAAGGUGACUUUUCCCUGGACAUUUAUCCAGUAAUGCUGGACGACGACGCAAAAUACCAGUGCCAAGUAUCGCCGGGUCCCCAAGGCCAACCCGGCAUCCGGAGUCAUUUUGCCGCCUUGACAGUCCUCGUACCACCGGAUCCGCCCAAAAUAGUCCAGGGCGACUACAUGGUGACCACUGAAGACCGGGAAAUCGAGCUGGAGUGUAUCAGUUAUGGCGGUAAACCCGCCGCUGAGAUCACUUGGAUUGACGGACACGGUAACGUUCUUACGGACGGUAGCGAAUACAUCAUAGACGAACUUCCAGAUCACAGAAGAUACACAGCGAAAUCGAUAUUGAAGCUGACGCCGAGGAAAUUGCAUCACAAUACCACGUUCACGUGUCAGGCUCAGAAUACUGCCGAGAGGACUCACAGGAGUGCAAAAUUGAAAUUAGAGGUAAAAUACGCACCAAAAGUAACAGUGACAGUCCUGUCUGGAACCACCUCGAACGGCCGCAUUCCAGAAGGUUCCGAGGUGCGACUCGGAUGCAAAGCUGAUGCGAACCCGCAAGAUGUUUCGUACAAGUGGUUCCUCAACGACGAACCAAUCAUUGGCGAUUUUACCACCGAACUAAUUUUACGCAACAUUUCCCGAAAACAUCACGACGCCAUCGUUAAAUGCGAAGUCAUCAAUGCCGUAGGCAAAAGCGAAGAGAGCCAAACCUUGGAUAUAAGUUACGGGCCGAAAUUUCGCACCAAACCACGAUCGGUUCAAGCCGAAAUUGGUUCCAAUGUGAUAUUGACUUGCGACGUUGACGGCAAUCCGUUCCCGGACAUCACGUGGUUCCACGAAGACAAAAAAGUCAGUACCAGUCCGAAUUUGACUUUGCGAGUGGAUCAAGCCAACGCCGGCCGGUACUAUUGUAAAGCUCAUGUUUCAGGGUUCCAAGACAUUGGAGCAGAAGCUGCCAUUUAUCUUAAAGGUCCUCCAUCAAUAGUUUCUCACAGAACUCAGUUCGGAAUAGAAGGCGACAACGUCCGAGUGGAAUGCAUAGCGUUUUCAAUUCCGGCACCGGAACGAGUGGUGUGGACGUUCAACGGUAAAGAAGUGGACCUGCAUGAUCAAGACUACUCAAUCCUAGAAGACCCAUUGCCUGAAGGUAUAAAAUCCACAUUGAUCAUUCGUGAAUCAGAAGAACGACAUUUUGGAAUGUACAACUGCAGCGUGAGCAACCCUUACGGCAACGACGUAGUGGAAAUCAGCUUGAUGCCGCAAAAAAGCUUUCCAAUGCUGAUAGUCGUUGUAGGCGUCAUCGGAGCCAUCAUAGUACUAAUAAUCAUUAUAAUGAUAAUUGUACUGUGCCAGAGGCAGAACAGCAAAAAACCACCAUCGGAAAAUGCCCACACAAUCGAAAAACAAUGCAAAGAAUCAGAUAGAAGCUCAAAUAUUUCCGAUUUGAAGCUGGAUCUUAGAACUGGAUCGUCAAAUUCCAACAUGCACUGCGACAUGGAUUACAUUCCAGGAGCUGAAUCUGAAACUGGAAGCGAAUCUGUUAUUACUAGAAUUGGAGUACCUUUAGCGGGGCCUGUUAGUGUAACUGGUCAAGAUGUUUACAGAUAUUCGGCCGAUUAUACUGAACCUAAUUUCCCACCCAAGGAUGGUCAAAACAACAACGGCUACGUUCCUUAUGUUGACUACUCAAGAGACUAUAAUCCUCCAAUGAUGCAACCUCCAAUUUCAACCUCGUUGGGCGGUGAGAGCCUCCAAUCGACCCGCUUGCAACUAAAUUCCCUCCAAAAUCACCAUCAGCUCCUAGUAGGAGGUGGCAAUAACGCCUUGCCUCUAAACGACCUAUCAGAUUUACAUCUACAAUCCAACGGGAUUGAUCCAAGGUUCAGCGCAACCUACGGGAACCCGUACCUGAGGAACCCGAGCGUCGGGUUACCAACGCCAAAUACGGCCAAUCCGGUGGCGACUCCGGCGCCGCCGCCGUACAGCCGGGAAAAUUCCCGGUUGGCUUUGUCGCAAAGCGGGAUGAUAACGGCUAGUGCAAGUCCGGUGAACACUUUAGUGUCGAACGGUUCGAAUGGCAGUGUGCCGCAAGUGACGAGACUGCCUAGUUCGCCUACGAGUCAGUAUAUCGUGCCCAGUUCGACGAUAAAGCGUGGUACUUUGGCGACGCAUGUGUAAUAUUUGGUGUAGAUUUGUGACAGAGAGGUUGAUUGUUUGAUGAUUGUUGGUAUUAGAUUUUGAUUGAAUAACUAUAGGGAUGAGACUAAGCAUUUUACUUUUUUUGAAAAGGUUCAAUAACUUUCACUUCUUAAGCCAGGUUGACACAGUCCAAGUUAGUUGACAGUCAAGUUGGGUUUGUUAGAACUUAAGAAUAGGUAAAGGUAAAGAGGAGUAGUAAAAUGGAAUUGGAAAAUGAAGCCGUUUUUUUUCAAGUAUUUUGGCACCAAAAAAAUGGCGGUAUAGGCAAUUCAAUGCUUUACCUGUAUUUUGGUGCCAAAAACUUAGUUUCAUAAGCAGAAUGGCGUAUUCCUACUCCUUAUGUCCGUAGGACAGCGCUUUACCUGCUCUAAAGUUAGGACAGUUGCACCAGGUUGACAUAAGGAGAACGACUAUCUUGGUAACAGCAGCCACUCCUCCACUUAUUGAUCCUAAAGUACUAAGACCAGCAUUUUUUGAUUUUGAGAAAGUAAACUUGAAAAAAUCAAUUUUAACUCAACGUUUAUAUAUAAAAAUCUCAUCAAGUCUUUAUUUACAAGAUUCCAAUGUGAUAUUGACUUGCGACAUCAAUGGUAAUUUGUUUCCGGACAUCACAUCACAUGGUUUCAAAUACAGAAAUCUCUUAAAAAUAUCCAAUAGAUCAUACAGUUUGCUGGUAGGAAAUACAAUUUUCUACAUUUCAAUACAGAAAUUUCCUUGUUGGUAACGCAAUCAAAUCUCCAAUAGAUCAUAGAGUUUACUAGUAGGUAAUACACUUUUUCACGUUUCAAAUACAGAAAUUUUCUUCAAAUUUCCAAAAGUUUGUUGGUAACGUAAUUUUCUUUGUUUCAAAUACAAAAAUCUCCUUUAGAAAAUUUCCAAAAGUGGGUGAUAUUUGGUAUAAAUUUUGACAAUGGGUUGAUGUUUGAUAAUUAUUGGUGUUAGAUUUUGAUUGAUAACUAGGGAUGAUAACUUGAAUUGGUCUGUUUACAUCCACUUUCUUUAAAACCUUCAGUAACUUUGACUUCUUAAGCUAAGUUCAUACGGUCCAAAUAAGUUGACUGCCAGCCUAACUACUUGGAUUUAGGACUUAUCCAACUGAACUUGGAUAAACAGUUGUUCAGCGUCCAAAGAUAGUUAAUCCAAAUACAGUUGGAUCAGGUUGACAUAGUCCAAAUACAUUUGGAUAAGGACAAUGUCUGUCUUGGUAACAACGGCCACUCCUCCACUUAGUGUCCCUAAAGCACAUAGACCAACAAUUUUUGAUCUUAUUCAAGAUUCUUCAGGUUAUUAUUUUUCACUGGAAAAUUUUGAAAUUUUGGGAAAAUAUAGAAGCUUAUUUUCCCAAAAUUCCUCUUUACAUACAAAAAAUUUCAAAAUUUUCCCUUUAGGUACUGGUUUUCCAGAACCACUUUAAAAUCUGUAAGACUGUAUAUUUUCAAUUAAUUCAGUUAGGUACUGUAGGUUGAUUUCCAAGAUUCUUCAUAUUGUUAUUUUCCACUGGAAAAAUUUGAAAUUUUGGGAAAAUGAGUCCUUUUUACAUGCAAAAAGUAUCAAAAUUUUCCCUUUACCAGUUUUCCAGAAACACUUUGAAAUGUAUGAGAUUAUAUUUUCAAUUAAUUCAGUCUUUGGAGUUUUGAACUAUGAUUAAAAUAUUCCGACCUGAAAACUAGUGAAUCUUUUAAUUAAAAUGAGUGAAAAUUCUAAAUUGAACUAAUAAGUAAAAUUCAUGAGUGAAUUGCUGCGAGUUCCGCAGAGGUUCGUGACUAAUUUACUCGUUGAAAAUGAAAAUUCUGAACUAAUAAUGAAUUAAACUUUGAACUGAUGAGUAAAAAGUACAUUUUAUAUGAGUAAACUGAGUUCUACUCAUUCUUGAACCACAAUUACAUAAUUCAUUAAUGAAAAAUGAGUUUUUGAGUUACAAAAUCCCACUGAAAUCCCAUAUGUUUGUACGUCACGAAUUUGGAUAAAAAGUUAAUGAUGCAAAUACCUAUCGUACUUGAUCCAAGUACACUUGGACCGUGCUCACCUGGCUUACAGUGUAUUUUCUUUUUACACCAAUAGAAAAGAUUCUUUAUCAGGCAACUAAUACAGCUUUCUUUUUUACUUAUCUUUCCUAAAUUUCUACAGCCAGAAAUAUCAAACUUAUACUUUGAUGGUUAAAAGCUGUCUGUACAGAUUUCUUCUCAAAUGUUGUAACUGUAUCGAAAACUGUAUUGGUAGCUCCUCCACUUAAUGCUCCUAAAGCACUCAGACCAGCACUUUUUGAUUUUGAAAAAGUUCUCUUUUCCAAAAUUCUACAUCCAGAAACUUCUACUUCUCAAAAGCUGUAUCUGUAUCAGCCCUGUAUAAAACUACCUACUACAGAACUGUACGACAAUAUUCCCUUAUAUUCUUCAAAUCAAAAACUAAUACCAACAUCAUUCAUACAGGGUGUAACAUACUGCAAAAAGUGAUUAUAUCAUUGUAGCGACAAAAAAAAAUUAUCGAAAGACUGAAUAUAUAAACUAAAACCGCAAAUAGAAAAAUUACUUUUCCGUUAAUUAAACAAAAUUGUUGCCCGAAUUAAUUAAACGGCUGGACGUUUGUCAAUUAUCUUUGGGCCUAAAAAUCUGUGCCAUAAACUUUUGGUGUCCAGCCCUAUAUAUAAAACUUGGCCUAUAUAUUUUUCAAUGUAAAUAUUAUGUAGAAAUUACAUAUCAGUGAAAAGUUGGGGGCUUUUUUUACUUAUAUACCCCUCAGCAAAAAUAUCAAUCGUCAAUAACUUUUUUACAAAAAUCUAUGUAGGAGUUUUUUAUUGUAUUUUUUUUAAAUAAAACCGCCAUAGAGCUUCCAUUUAAUAGUCAAUUUUCAUUAUAUUGUUUUUCCUUAGAAAGCCUUUGAAAUUUUGAAACAUUGUUGCAAAAUCGUACACAAUGUCUUCAAUUUGCAAUAAGGGCUUUCAAAAUGUAGGUGAGUUCCAUCAUUUUCGCAAAAUAUCAUACAUAUGGAACAAACCCCUCAACAAUCAUUUUUGCUAUAAGCAAAAAAAAAAAUCAACUAUUUUUUAAAAAAAUUGUUAAUUAAAAUUAAUGUUCUUGUUAAUGAUAAAUAAAAUUAUUUAUAUUAUACCAAAGAUAUUUUUUGUAUAUUUAAGGGCCUGGUUUAUUCACCUUCUGAUAAACUGUCAGGUAGAAAAAAUCUCAUUAAUUAUUGCAGAUAGUUAUCAGAAGAUGAAUAAUUAAACUGGGCCUAAAAAUUGUUAAUUUUUUCGAUGUCAACGAUUAUUGGAAAGUUUCAAAUAUUGGCCUAUAGUUAUUAUUAUUUUUAUUGUACUUAUUACUCUUUUUUCACCUCAUAUUUGCUCACUAUUUUGUAUAUUAUUAUUAUUAUUAUUGUAUUUGUAUAUUUUUUGUGUAUUUAGUGUAUAUUUUUUAACCAUUUGCCUGCCAUAUAGAUAUGUUAUAACAUACAAAACAAUUAUUUUUGUAUUGUUUUAAGAGCCAUAUUAUGGACUGACUGGUGAGUUUACCUGUAAUUUUUAGGUUUAUCAGCAGCAGGAUAAAUUUGUCAAUAACGUCACCAGUCGGUCCAUAAUUUGGCCCUAAGUCCUAUAGUUUUGACUUACUAAAAUAUAAAUAAAUUGAUUAAUUGGUAGACAAUUUUUUAGCUCAAAUUUUAAAUGAAAUUUUGUACAUAUUGAACAUAUCUUGCAAAAGUUUUUCUAAUCUAGAAUACUCUGUUACUAUAUUGUGUAUAAGAAUUUUUUUAAAUCUUGAAAAAUAGCAAUAUUUAAUAAAAGAAAAAAAAAUACAACCUUUGUGAUUGUAAAAUAAAGAGCCUACUUC
Messenger RNA from Ceutorhynchus assimilis (cabbage seed weevil), 7000 nucleotides. NCBI's taxonomy places the organism in Eukaryota, Metazoa, Arthropoda, Insecta, Coleoptera, Curculionidae. The record is from the annotation of a GenBank genome assembly.